Messenger RNA from Solea solea (common sole), 1132 nucleotides. RefSeq names its product proteasome 20S subunit alpha 5 (gene psma5). The record is from RefSeq and is a predicted model, not a curated record. Gene Ontology annotation, biological process: proteasome-mediated ubiquitin-dependent protein catabolic process. Gene Ontology annotation, cellular component: nucleus; proteasome core complex; proteasome core complex, alpha-subunit complex. Bases 115 to 840 code for a protein of 241 amino acids. The transcript is spliced from 10 exons. NCBI's taxonomy places the organism in Eukaryota, Metazoa, Chordata, Actinopteri, Pleuronectiformes, Soleidae.
UUGCGAGUUGUUGGCAUCCGGCGCGGAUAGAUGUGACACACUUGACAUUUCCCCCGAAACAAGCGAACUCAUUCAAGGGUCUGUAGCUGAAGGUGCCGCUUCAAACUGUAAAAGAUGUUUUUGACAAGAUCGGAAUAUGACAGAGGUGUGAACACAUUCUCUCCAGAAGGACGGUUGUUCCAGGUUGAAUAUGCCAUUGAGGCUAUUAAAUUGGGCUCAACUGCAAUCGGCAUACAAACAUCAGAAGGAGUGUGUCUGGCUGUGGAGAAGAGGAUCACCUCUCCCCUGAUGGAGCCCAACAGCAUUGAGAAGAUCGUUGAGAUCGACACUCACAUCGGUUGUGCCAUGAGUGGCUUGAUAGCUGAUGCCAAGACUCUAAUCGACAAAGCAAGAGUGGAAACACAGAACCACUGGUUUACUUACAAUGAGACAAUGACAGUGGAGAGUGUGACUCAGGCUGUGUCCAACAUGGCGCUGCAGUUUGGAGAGGAGGACGCUGAUCCUGGUGCCAUGAGUCGACCAUUUGGUGUAGCACUUCUGUUUGGGGGAGUUGAUGAAAAAGGACCUCAGCUUUACCACAUGGACCCAUCAGGAACCUUUGUGCAGUGUGAUGCCCGUGCUAUUGGCUCAGCGUCUGAGGGAGCACAGAGUUCUCUGCAAGAAGUUUACCACAAGUCCAUGACAUUAAAAGAUGCCAUCAAGUCGUCUCUCACCAUCCUGAAGCAGGUGAUGGAGGAGAAGCUCAACGCCACCAAUAUUGAGCUGGCAACAGUAGAGCCUGGGAAGACUUUCCACAUGUAUUCCAAAGAGGAGCUGGAAGAUGUAAUCAAGGAUAUCUAAAAAAAAAAUUAAAAGACUUAAGUCUUGGUUUGAGUUCUGGACAGGAGACGAUGAAACUACACCUGGGCUGAAUGUCACAAUUGCAACAUUCUCCUCUUUGCUGCAGAGCUUUUCUACAUUGCAUACAAGGCGUGUCUUUGUAAUUUUCUUCUCUGUCACGAUUUGUGCAGCCCUGUACAGAUAUCUGACCAAUUCUUACAGCCUGGUGGCACAAAAAAAUGUCUGGGUAGGGGAAGAGGGUGGGGCUAUUUUUUGUUACUAAUCAGUAAAGCAAUUAAACUUGUAUUCAGAA